CACAUUUUGUAGUCACACCGCCAUCGACACGUCGCGCAUCAUGGCGCUCGCGAAAAUCGAAAUAAAAUAUACACGGAAUUCGAAAUUUUUAGUGAUAUUAAUAUGGAACGAAUAAUGCAUUGAAAUUGAGUGAUCAAUCGAAUAUUCGAUAUAGUCUGAAGACCAGUCCUGUCAAACGACAAUGGUUAAGGAACUGGUGGGACGUUACGGGAAAUUGGCGCCGAGCUACAAGAGUCUGCGAUCUAAAGCUAUCAGCGAUGGCGAGCUUUUCCAGGACCCGACUUUUCCAGCAGACAACACCUCACUUUUUUUAAAGCCACAAGACCCGUCACAUCCGCAGAAUAUCGUAUGGAAGAGACCUAAGGAGCUGACCAAGGACCCACGUCUGUACAUUGACGGAGCGGUGGCUUGCGAUGUGUGCCAUGACAAUGUUGCCAACGCAUGGUUCGUCGCUGCAUGUACUGCGCUAGCUAGUGAGAAAACUCUUUGGGCUAAGGUUGUUCCCAAACACCUUGACCAGGAGUGGAACAAAAAUACGGCAGGUAUCUUCCGUUUCUGUCUCUGGUUAUCUGGAGCUUGGGUGGACAUCAUCAUUGAUGACAGGCUUCCCACCGUCGAUGGAAAAUUGCUUCACAGCUACUCACGAUCUAAGAAUGAGUUCUGGGGUCCACUUCUGGAAAAGGCUUAUGCAAAAUACUUUGGGUGCUACGAGCUCCUAGAGUUGGGCACCCUCUCUGACUCCCUGGUGGACUUGACGGGCGGCCUCUCAGAAACGACAGAGCUUUGGGGCUACCCUAAGGACGGACACGAGGAGCUUUACCAGAGGAUUAAGGGAGCACUAGAUGCACACUCUUUGCUCUGUUGCGCCAUUUCUGUGGAGAAAUUAGAAGAAAUGGGUGAACGGACAGCCCAGGGUCUGGUGAAGGGUCACACGUACGUCAUCAUAGGUGCGGCCAUCAUCCCGACACCCAAUAAGCUGUCCCUGCUACGUCUGAGGAGCCCCUGGUCAGGACCCAGCUGGAGCGGUCCCUAUGGCCGAGGGGGCACGUGGUGUUACAGCGAGUCCAAACUGACACAAAUAUUUUCCAGUUCGACCGAAUGGUCCAGACUGUCGUCCACGGAUCGCGACCGUCUAGGCCUUACGUGCCAGGAAGACGCAGAAUUUUGGAUACCCUUUGAAGAUUUUGUGCAAAGUUUUACGGACUUGUGCAUAUGCCACGUGGUGAGGAGUGGUUGGUUUGCCCUGGGGAAGGUGUGGAAUGAAGCCUCCUUCCAGGGGGAGUGGACAGUAGGAGAUAAGGGGACAGCAAAGGAUCGCUCAGGGGGAUGCAUCAACAACCGUGACACAUUUCUGCAAAACCCACAGUACCGCUUUGAUAUAGCAGAAGAGGACAGUACUAUCAUGUUGUACCUCCAGCAGUGUGUCACGGACAGUGUGGCACCAACCACGCCUCUCCUAGUCAUCGGUUUCCACGUCAUGCAGGUGGAAAUGAAUCGUGCCUUCAGGGUCCACAGCAUCCAGAGACGCGCUUGCAGCUCAGAAUAUGUCCGCGCUCGCGGAGUGUUUCUGCGUUGGACAUUCAAGAGGGGACGCUACGUCAUCGUGCCCACAACGUAUGAUCCGGGAAGUUCCGGAAAAUUUAUCCUGCGUGUCUUGACGGAGAAAGACGCCGAUGCAAAGGAACUGCAGAAGGACCUGCCAACAGCAAAGAUGUUGCCAUGCAACAGCGCGCCGUGUCUGGUCACUGUCAUUAAGGUGGUUGGUGCAAAAGGCCUAGAGAAGCAAGACUCGCUCGGCAUGGCAGACCCUUACUGCGUAAUAAUAUGCGAGGGCCAAUCAGUGAGAUCUUCUGUCUGCAUGGAGACACUGGAUCCUGUCUGGAACACGACGGCCAUCUUCUACCGUAAAGACGUGGAUGCCCCGAUCAAGAUACAGAUCUGGAACAGCAAUAUCCUGAUGGAUUCAUACAUGGCCAAGGCCCAUAUACAGGCCCCACUGAUGCUCGAGAAACAGAUACUGGAAGUGGAACUGACUGGACACAAGAAGCGACAGUCAUUGACAGGAGAGGCUCCGGUGCUUGGCACGGUCUGUGUGGAGCUCUUCACCACAGACGACAUGCUCUCUGUUUAGUUCACACCCUUUUAUAAAGCUUAAUUUGUUCCAAUAUGAGAUGUCUCAUGUUGGAUGUCAUUUAGAUAACCACGAGGCCAUAAACAAAAGCAGCGAUAUGCACACUUCUUUUCGCUGCAAAAUUCGACUUUCCUGCGCGCAAUUUAGCAGUCAGCUAAAAAAUUUAACAAACUGGAAAGAAAUGCAUAUACUGAAGCGGAGGCUAGAGUGUUUACAAGUAUAUUGGAAGGAAAGAUCAGGUAUUAUGGAUAUCAAAAGCACUAUGGUCCUAUGUACCAGCAGAUUGAUGGUGUAUUGCAAACGUUGGAGUUGAAAAAAUGAAGCAGACUGUGCAGGAACAGAUGGAAAACAGACUAAUCCAGCAAGUAGCACCAUGAUCAUAAUUGGCCUUAGAAACUUGCAGCCUUCACUUGGCCUUUCGUUACAACCAUAAUGUUAAUGCUUUAAGUUGUGCUAGCUGACUAGGCUGUUAUUUUGAAUGGCCAUUUUGUGAUACUCAAGAUGGAACUUUUAUUGCUAAAUAUGGCGAGGAACAAGAAUGAUAGAUCUGCAAGAAGAAACAAAAGUAGUGUUCACCAAAGAUCCGUCCACCCACAACGUGCCAUUUUACAAAUAUACAAUCUCAUUUACAACGUCUUUUAGUGCCGAGUACCAAAGUCAUUUGUUUUUUAAUGAAGAGCAUGGACACGCUUGUGAGUGGCGUUAUUUUACAAACGCACAAGUGUUGGCAGAUUACUGCUUAGGUUUUACGCUAUUGUAAGCAAACGAUAGAGACUGUGUGCUUUGAGGUUAGUCGUGUGUAGAGACGAGAAAAAUUUUAUUUUUCUGCUUUUCUAUGUACACGUACAUGAGUGACAAAAUAAAGUUUGACUGUUUAGA
This is a messenger RNA of Ornithodoros turicata, 3010 nucleotides long. Its product is annotated as calpain-5-like. Gene Ontology annotation, biological process: proteolysis. Gene Ontology annotation, molecular function: calcium-dependent cysteine-type endopeptidase activity. The transcript is spliced from 13 exons. NCBI's taxonomy places the organism in Eukaryota, Metazoa, Arthropoda, Arachnida, Ixodida, Argasidae. The record is from RefSeq and is a predicted model, not a curated record. Gene Ontology annotation, cellular component: cytoplasm. Bases 182 to 2131 code for a protein of 649 amino acids.